Molecule: messenger RNA, 1871 nt
Organism: Rubroshorea leprosula
Lineage: Eukaryota; Viridiplantae; Streptophyta; Magnoliopsida; Malvales; Dipterocarpaceae
Source: the annotation of a GenBank genome assembly
CUCUUCUUCUUCGUGCAGCCCGACCAGCCCUCCCCAAAGCCACCGACUCCCUCUUCUUUUGAGAACCGAUGAAAGGCUUGAAAUUUCCCUUUCCUUCUUGCUCAAAACCAAGUUUCAGGCCUAGAACACUCUCCUAAACUCAGAAAUUUUCCAGAUCUGCGCUGUCGUCUUCCCCUCUGUCCGCCGGCCUCUGCUGUGUGGGGUUGGGUUCGGUUUUCUGCUCCCGUGACAUCCCUUCCCCUCUCCCGAUCUCUGCCAAGCUCGCCAGAUCCGGCUUCUAUUGCUGGAAAUAUUCUGGUAAGUUAACAACCCUCCAAGCUUGAAACUUCAUUAGUUAAUUACUGCCUUGUGUUGUUGAAUUUUAUCAAUUUGUUGCUGCCCUGUGUUGUCCGAAAACCCUCUGUGUGCUGUCCGAAUUUCUGUAGAAAUAUGGAAGAAUUUGGUAGCAUAAAAUGGGUUUUGGGUUGCUAAUUCGUGUAGAAUUUUGUGUAGUUGUCUCGGGAAUCAUCUUUGCUGUUUGAAGUUGUUUUUAUGCCAUUUUAGUUAUCCUGGAGAAAUUGUUCUGAUUGAUUGCUGGUAGAUGGAAAAUUGAAUAAAAGCCAUACUCUUCAUUGUUUGCCCGUGAGUUUGGGAAGCUAUAAAUAUAUGUAAAUGUGUGUGUUAAUUGUUAUAUGUAUAUGUAUACCCAAUCCGGAUUAAUGUUAAAAUUCGGAAAGAAGAAAAGAAUAAAUAAAUACAUGAAUAUUGCAUUUUGAGGUUUUGCCGGCAAUAAUAAAGUGGAUGAAAUACUUAGUUCUAUAUGAGAAUGAAAUUAGAGGUGUUAGGUGCUCUUGUGGCUUAGAACUCUGGGGUCGAGUUUCCUGUUUAUGCCAAGUGAGGUAAGUAAAUUAUGGUAAAGCCCUUCGAUUGUAAAGCAUGUUUUAAAUUGUUUUUGAGAUGGUGGCAAGGUUUAAAUUGAUUUUAUCGACAUCUGAGUGUGAUUUAACUGAAAUGAAAAUUGUGAUGAUUUUUAUGGAAAGUGUUAUUUUCUGAAAUGAAAAGGGGAAUUCCAUUGUUUUCUGGAAUUGAGCGUGAUUGAAAUGAAAAUGAGAAUUUCACUGUUUUUCUGAAGUAGAGCAUGCCUAUUUGAAACUUACUGAAUUGCCCUGAUGAUCUGAAAGUUAUUUGUAAAGAAUGAUUUUUCUGUUAACUUCUGCCUGUUUUGUCUCCGAUGUGGUCAUGUCAUUACUGACCCUGCUAGUGGGGGUUAAACGCUAGCACAUGUCGACAUGUUAUUGAUAGAACCGGUUCGUCCGACUGACCCUGCUAGUGGGGGUUAUACACCAGCAAAUACUGACCCUGCUAGUGGGGGUUAAACACCAGCAAUACUGUAGCCUGCCAGUGGGAGGUUUAAACACUGGCCAUGACCUAUUGAGGAGACGUCUAUUUCUUCCCCGUACUGUAUCCGUUUUUAUUGUACUGUUGGCAUGCUAUAAGUUUAAUUGACUGCUACUGAACUUUAUUCUGCAUAAUGGUUUAUCAUUGAACAUUUCGUUUAUGUUUAAACUGUUUAUCUGAAUUGCUCAAAUUUUACCCACGGGCUAUCCAUACAUUUACUUAUUGAGAUAUUGUAUCUCAUAGUUUUCCCUUGUCCACCAUUUCAGGUAGUAUGACCCGAGACACGGAAACCACGGGAAGUGACGAGUUAGAAGGCUAGCCAUUUUGAGAUUGAUAUAAUUUUAGAAAUAAAUCAUGUUUUUUUUUUGUAAGAUAGAUUGUACCUUGAAUUUUAUGGUAUUAAAACAGAUUUUGCGAGAAUAGAGUUUGUGAUUUAGAUAAGUUCCGAGCCUUGUGCAUUUGUGGGACCUCUCACGAGUGCACGGCGUCUGUCG